GGUGGGGCGGCGCCAUGGCGGAGCGCGGCGCCUGAGGCGGCAUGGAGGCGGAUUUCGCCGCCUUCGGCAGCCCGCUCUGCGGCGAGCUCAAGCGCUUCUGCAAGCGGCUGCGGGAGGCCUACAGGGAGAUCAAGGAGGACCUCACGCCCUACAGGGAUGACCGCUACUACCGGUUGGCACCGAUGCGGUUAUAUACACUAUCCAAAAGACAUUUUGUCCUGGUCUUUGUAGUAUUCUUUAUCUGUUUUGGUUUGACAGUCUUCAUAGGAAUAGCGGGUCCUAAUGUAAUUGAAACUUCUGUAGCAAGAACUGACUUAAAUAACAGCCUAAAGCUAAAGCCUUUUAAUUUAAGUUCACCACCAUUAUCUACUUACAACCAGCAACUGUGGCUGACCUGUGUAGUUGAAUUGGAUCAGCAUGAUGUAUCACUCAAAAGAAAUGUUAGUAUGACAGUGAAAGUACUCGGAGUGGUGAAGGAUGGAAGUACGCCAUAUGUUAAUAAUCAAGCUCACAACCGGACAAGGUUACUCAGCUGUGCACAAAAAUGCAGUGAAAUCAUUGUUGCUCACCUUGGCUACCUGAACUAUACUCAGUACAACAUAUUUGUUAGCUUUGAAGAUCUAUAUAAAUUAACAUACGUGAAGAAUAUUACUUUCACAUGGAAGACCUACAAUCCAACUUUUUCACAAGUAGAAAUCUGGUUCCGAUUUGUUUUUGUGGUUCUUACUUUUAUGGUCACGUGUCUGUUUGCACAUUCUCUACGAAAAUUCUCCAUGAGAGACUGGGGUAUUGAACAGAAAUGGAUGUCCAUCCUCCUUCCUCUCCUCCUUCUUUACAACGAUCCGUUUUUUCCCCUUUCUUUUCUGGUGAACAGUUGGUUUCCUGGAAUGCUUGAUGAUCUAUUCCAGUCGCUGUUUCUGUGCGCAUUGUUGUUGUUCUGGCUUUGUGUCUACCAUGGUAUAAGAGUACAGGGGGAAAGGAAGUGCUUAACUUUCUAUCUGCCCAAAUUAUUUAUUGUUGGACUAUUGUGGCUUGCCUCUGUUACAUUAGGAAUAUGGCAAACCGUCAAUGAAGUACGUGAUCCUACAUACCAAUACAGGGUUGACACAGGUAACUUCCAGGGAAUGAAAAUCUUCUUCCUUGUGGUGGCAACCACAUACAUUCUUUACCUUUUGUUCCUGAUAGUGAGGGCAUGUUCAGAACUUCGUAACAUGCCUUAUGUUGAUCUCAGGUUAAAGUUCUUGACUGCAUUAACCUUCAUAGUGCUUGUCAUUAGCAUUGUUAUACUCUAUCUGCGCUUUGGAGCACAAGUUCUACAGGACAACUUUGUUGCUGAGCUAUCAACUCAUUAUCAGAAUUCAGCAGAAUUCUUAUCAUUUUAUGGUUUACUGAACUUCUAUCUCUACACGUUAGCCUUCGUGUAUUCCCCCUCAAAGAAUGCACUGUAUGAAUCACAGUUGAAAGACAAUCCUGCUUUUUCUAUGCUGAACGAUUCAGAUGAUGAUGUGAUUUAUGGGAGUGACUAUGAAGAAAUGCCACUUCAGAAUGGCCAAGCUAUUAGAGCCAAAUAUAAAGAGGAGUCGGACAGUGAUUGAUUGAUUUUGAUGUAGAAAGACUUGUUCAGCUGGAAUUAAAGCAAUUAUGAAGUUUUCCUAGAAGGACCACUUCCUUGGUUUUCUUACAGUCUGCUGUUACCUGAACACCGAAUCCCAGGAAGGACAUCUUGUUUCUGUUUCUGUUUACAAAGUUAAAACUGAAAAAAAAAAAAAAAAAAAAAAAGAAUGCUUGAAAAGGUUGUGUUGGAAACUUAAGAAACCAAAAUUUACACACAUCUUAUAAAAUGUCUGAUGGCAGGAUGUCUAUGGACUAAAAUCUUUGAGUCUAAUUCAAUUUCGAGGUGUCAUUGAUUAUAUACUGAUUUUAAAAUUGCUUCUUUGCUGCUUGGUGUUUUUUUUUUUCCCCGUUGGGAUUAUGUAGAACAUAAUGUCUUUAAUCUCUUGCAUUUUGCUAGCUCCUUUGUAUAUUGUCCUCUGCUGUAUGAAGUGCCUCUUUUCCCUUUCAAUUUUGUACAUUAGUCAUUGUCAGUUGAACUGGAGGCAGGGAACGAUGUGCUUUAGGUUUCUCUCUGUUCCCCCCCCCCUUUUUUUUUAAGAAAUGCAGGAAAACACAAGCUUUCCAUUCCUUCUAAGAGGUGGUGUAGUCUUAAAACCAUUCUUUUAACUCAUUUAACGGGAUUUACUAGGUAUGUUCUAAGUGUGAGAUACGUGCAAGUAGUCAAGUUCUAGUGAGCCAAAAUAGUCUGUGGUCCAAAAUUAUUUGUAUAACAUAGGUUUCAUAACAUGCUUUAUCACCACAGCAAAACUGUUUUGUUAGUUCUGUUUUGUUUUCAAACAGCCCUCUCAAAUGAAAAUAUUUGGGCAGCAAAUCUCAGAAGGAAGCCAGUACUUUUUUUUCUUUUUGUGAUUGUGUGCUGGAGGAGAUUGUUACACUUACAAGAAUAUGGUACAGAGUUUCAUAGAGAAGUACAAUUUCAUAUUUCCAAACAUUUCAUUUUUAGAGGCUUUUUCUACAUCAAAAUUGUUCAUGAAGUUGUAUUAAUAGGCAGUUAUCUGCUUGGCUGCUCAUGUAUUGAACUUGUGUAACAGCUUCUGAGCAUGUUCUGUGCAUAGACUUCUCUCUCAUACCACAGUUGCCACCUCUACUGCUUGAAAUUUUUACAAGUACAUUUUACAAUCUGUAUUCCAGUCUGUGCUGGAACAAUUAUAUGGGAAUUCAUUAUUCCUAGUACAAUGCUGCUGCUUCUCAGCUUAAAAGCUGUUUUUAUCCUCCCACACUACUGUUCGGCGCUGUAUUUAAGUGGAUGCUAUUUGUUUCUAACUACUUCUAUGUUCUCAAGUACUUGACCUGUCUGAAAGUCUUUCUUUUUUCCUUUUUUAAUGGAUUCAUAACUUCAACUUACUCUUGUAGAAUCUCUCUGCCCUGCUGCUGUAGAAGACAGUAAAAAGUACUGUUAAUAUGUUAGGUAGAAAAUGAUGCUGGCUUACACUAGUAAAUCAUGCUUAUGAUUGAACUAGUUUAAGCAGAAUGGUGCAAUGAAGGCCUGCUAGACUUGCUGAAUUAUAUUGGGGGGGGAAGAGUAGAUGUGUUCUGCUUUUGUGCAACAAUUUUAGGCCAUAGCAGCUGCAAUAACCUCCUUGUAGCUGUUCAGGAGCAUUAAAGAGAGACCUCACAGGGAGCAAUUUGCUUACAGAAGACCAAAGGAACUGCUUCAUAUGGUUGCAUCCUUGCUGUUGUAAGAAUAGUUCAGAUUAAAUCAGUGAUCUGUUAAAGACAAGUGUGGUAAGAUUGCGUAUGUGUGUGUAAUGCAGACCUCUGAAUUCUUUGAGGAUAUUUGGAAUUUAAAACUUACUGUAACAGAGAUAAUGUAUUUGUUAGAAGCCAAAGUACCAUUAUACAAUAAUGCUAAAACAAAGAAAAUGCUGGGGGGGGGGGGGUAAAUGUCUUAAUUAAUUGGCAUCAGUUUAGAAUAUAUAGGAAAACCAUUACAGAGGUAUGCAAGUUUGUGGGGGUUUUGUCAGUGAACUGUACUAAGCUGUACCUUCAGCAUUUAUUUUCAGAUAUUUUUUUUAACAAGUAUAGGGGAUGAUCUUUUAUCCUACAAGAGGAGAGACCGUUCGCAUUUUAUUAUUCCCUAGAUGAUUUUCUUGGUGUGUAUGGUUGUUUGAAUUUGCAGUCAGACUCUGCAGCCAGCUAGACACUGUUUGUGUAUCCCAAGCCCCUUUGACUUCCAUUGAAGCGAGUACAGGAAUUAGGUCUUCAAAAAUUCAGAUUUACGUGAUCCUUACGUAUUCAAAUCUCUCUCAUUAAUUCUCUUCUGUGCUGUUUUGAAUUGAUAAAAUACUUGAUUUGACAAAUGUGCAAAGUAUACUGCUUCUUAUGACGGUUGGAGUUGGUUGUUACAGCUGACCCUGAAAUAGUGUCAUGCUUUGUGAAUUCAUUAACUAAAAGCAUUUCUAAUCUAACUGUGAAAUAAUGAUUUUUCAAAGCUGUUUUCAGCCAAUUUUACUUGCCAUUUUGUCUACCUUCACUUUUCUACAUGACUGUAUUCAAAAUGAAAAUAGGAGAGCUGAGAUAGGGAAAUGUGCACUUCAAAUAAGUAUCUCACCAAAAAUAACUUCCUUUCUAAUUUUUUUAGAGAUUAUAUUUAAGCAAUAUUUGCCAUACAAAAUAGGUUUGUAUUUUAGAUGUGCUAGAGUGUAAUGGUAAGGUUGGUUGAAGAACUGUCAUAUCAAAUUCAGUGCAUAGUCAAAAAGCAAAAGCAGUGAAGCAGGUAGUUCGGCUAGCAAGAAAUUUUGAUUUUACUCCCCUUAUCUGUAAACAAUUGGAAAGCAGAGACAGUAUUUGAGGAAUAUUACAGAAUGGAUUACCAACAGCUUCAGAGUAGGUGGCAUAAAUUCACUGCUGAGUAAUAUGUUGUAACCUAAGGGUAAAACAGAAGAGAUCUGGAUAAGAAACUAAUCUGGCUUUCCUUUAGCUACACUUAAAAGGAAUUCAGUAUCUCCAGCCCUCCCGGAGCUGUGUAAAAUGAGAAAAGUGUACAAAAGGCCUCGCAGUAUAUAGCGUUACUGCUCUACAGGAGAUGCUUUCUAUUAAAUAACUGUAAGACUUCCAUGUACAUUGUGAUCAAGAUGGACUUUUAAGAAAUCGAUUAUAAUUGAGGAUGAACCCGUUAAUGGCAACGGUUUUCUGUAGUGUUUGCUUUAAAAAUACAGUUGGAAUUCCUAGGGCUGGCAAAGAAUAGGAAGGAAGCAUAUGGCUCAGUGCAGUAAGGAAGAGCUAGUCCACCAGACCUGCGAACUAAUACGGGGGGAAAAUGGAAAGGUGUUUCCAGCUAGAAAAGGUUUUGAUCGGUUAUCUCUGAGCCAAAACACAACCUUGAAUCCAUAACCACCUAGUUUUUGCCCACUUUUUUGCUUGUGCCAGUAAUAACCAUUGCAUUACUGUAAAAAUUUUAGAGGUUUGUAAAUAUGUAAAAUUAAGAUAAAAUAUGGAAUUUUUGUGUACCAAAAUGGUAUAAAAUGUGUAAGAUUAAUGCUCUGUUUAAUGAGAAGCUGUAAAUUAAAUGCUGCUUUGAAAAAGUGUGCAUGGGGACGUGUUAAAUAUUCUGUCUAGAAAUUGUGUUAAUGACAGCAAAUAGUCCAUUAUGUUGGAAAACUUCAUCCUAGUAUGGAAUAUGAAGCAAAACUAGUAUUUCAAGCAAGUUGAGUACUGAGUUUCUUGGAAGACUUCAUGUGUAUAAGCAUUGUUAAAUACUCAGAAUAAAGUUUUAUAUCU
Messenger RNA from Cygnus olor (mute swan), 5334 nucleotides. It is a transcript of the gene TMEM181, whose product is annotated as transmembrane protein 181. Bases 42 to 1595 code for a protein of 517 amino acids. NCBI's taxonomy places the organism in Eukaryota, Metazoa, Chordata, Aves, Anseriformes, Anatidae. Gene Ontology annotation, molecular function: toxic substance binding. The record is from RefSeq and is a predicted model, not a curated record. The transcript is spliced from 17 exons.